GAUAUAUCCUGAAACAUCGUGUAAUGUUUCUCAUACUCGUCAGCUAACACUGCGCUAGCAUUUCACGCUAUAUUGUUGAACCCUCCUUCCCUGGAAAUGAAAAGUUAUUUGCCAUUAUACAAAGUUUCCUGUCUCUUCUACCUCGAAUUAUUCUUCGUGCAGUUUGGGCAUAAUUAGAGCUUUCUCAAAAAAUGCUACCCCUCAGGCCUUGUUUGUCCCCGAGAGUUUGUACUAAUAUGAAUGACAUAAAGGUUUCUGGAACUCCUGAUGUCAACUCUGUCAAGUAUCCAAACUUCUUGUUAUCUUCUGACGGCCAACUUAUACCUACCCCUGGGCUGGGAUCGAAAAACUCUGGAUCUGUACCAGUUGAUGUGGAAACCCAACAGGCAGACCGGAUUGCCUUGUUUAUCCUUAGGAUGGUGAGAGUUACUGGUUUUUCUGAAGAUACUAGCGUAUACAUACUAUAACAGAUUCUCUAUGCAUUUACCUCAUGAUUAUUUAAGAUCUCUAUAUAUAUGCUUGACGCCAUUGGUGCCAUAACAAUAUGAUACUUUU
This is a messenger RNA of Babjeviella inositovora NRRL Y-12698, 555 nucleotides long. RefSeq lists its product as uncharacterized. The transcript has a single exon. The record is from RefSeq and is a predicted model, not a curated record. Lineage: Eukaryota; Fungi; Ascomycota; Pichiomycetes; Serinales. The coding region runs from base 237 to 467 and encodes 76 amino acids.